Molecule: messenger RNA, 2279 nt
Organism: Zootoca vivipara (common lizard)
Lineage: Eukaryota; Metazoa; Chordata; Lepidosauria; Squamata; Lacertidae
Gene: MAP1LC3C
Product: microtubule associated protein 1 light chain 3 gamma
Biological process (GO): autophagy
Source: RefSeq, a predicted model, not a curated record
GGCAGCUGUCCCGGUGCAGGAGUCGCUGGUUAAAAAGGAAAAGGAGAAGAAAAGGCAGCCUGCGUUUGAAAGGGAAAAUGCAGCCUUUACAUAGCUGCCAGCAUGUCAGACCGUUUAAACAAAGAAAGAGUUUUGCAACCCGGGUUGAAGAAGUUGCAGGCAUACGAGGGAAAUUCCCAACAAAAGUCCCGGUUAUUGUUGAAAGGUACCAGAAAGAAAAGUACCUUCCCCUGCUAGACAAAACCAAGUUUCUUGUGCCUCAGGAGCUGACCAUGACUCAGUUUAUAACUAUCAUCAGAAGCAGAAUGGCGCUGAGUUCUACACAAGCUUUCUAUAUGCUGGUAAACAACAAGAGUUUAGCAAGCAUGUCUCUAACACUGGCAGAAGUCUACAAGAAUUACAAAGAUGAAGAUGGGUUUGUUUACAUGACUUAUGCAUCCCAAGAAAUGUUUGGAGGCCUCUUAGCCCCUGGCAAGGGGAAAUGUAAGGAAUGUCUCCAGAAAACAUAAGUGUUCUCUCCGGUGACAGCUAUGUGGCUAGAAAGCUCAGCUGUGAAUCAUGCGAGCUACCUGAAAAUGAAAGGUGCUCUCUCUGAAUGUGGGCUCCUCUCGAAGGAUUCAUGGUCCAGGAGUUGGCAGGACCCAACCAAAGAACCAUGCGAUGGAACAAGCCAUCCUAAAUGAGUGACACGGACAAGUAUUUUGUAUUUCGCUCCUUUCCUGCCAAAAAUAAAGGUAGCAGGGGGUGCACUUCGGUGUUUAAAAUAAUAAUAAUAAUAAUAAAUGAUGUAACUGCUUUUAAAGGUGGUGGUAAAACCGCCACUGGAAUACUUGCUUGCUUCCAACUGUGGUUGCAUCUCUGGUCCAAAAACAGGUAUUUCUGGAUGGUCAGCAAACAGCUCCUCUAAAUGAGUAACUGUGGUCAUUUUUGAAAUCAGUGCAAAUCUAUGGCUAUGUCAUCAUCAUCUUCGAAGGGGCACACACAUGCACCAAAGGAAGAAGCAUACAAGUACAGAGAAUGCCCCCCCCCGGGUAAGACUGGUGAAAAAUAAAGGGAUUUUUAAAACCAGGUCACAUGGCCUGGGUAGGAAUGAUCUGCUUAGCAGCUAAGAAUAAUGUAUGCACUAAAGAUUUUACAAACUGUUUCAGAGUUACUGUAGCACUCUUUUGAUUCUAAUCGGUAGUGUUGAGCACUGCAAAACACAGAGACAUAGCUGGCUUUUCUAUGCCCCUGCUCUUGUCUACAUAUACAUCCAGGAGGAAUACCCUUAAGGAUGGAUUUACAUGAUACUACACACACAAUGGGGCGCGGGUGGCGCUGUGGUCUAAACCACAGAGCCUAGGGCUUGCCGAUCAGAAGGUCGGCGGUUCGAAUCCCCGCAACAGGGUGAGCUCCUGUUGUUCGGUCCCAGCUCCUGUCCACCUAGCAGUUCGAAAGCACGUCAAAGUGCAAGUAGAUAAAUAGGUACCACUCCAGCGGGAAGGUAAAUUGCAUUUCUGUGCGCUGCUCUGGUUCGCUAGAAGCCGCUUAGUCAUGCUGGCCACAUGACCCGGAAGCUUUCUGCAGACAAACGCUAGCUCCCUUGGCCUAUAGAGCGAGAUGAGCGCCGCAACCCCAGAGUUGUCCGCGACUGGACCUAACGGUCAGGGGUACCUUUACCUUUACACUCACACAAAUCCAUGUGGAAGUGAGUUUUAUUGAAAGGGCUGAGGCAAUGGCAUGUAAGGGCCUCUUUCAGGCAACACUGCUGCACAUGGAUCCCACUGCACAGUGCUUGUAAAAAAAAAUCAGAAGUUGGUAGGGUGGAAUAGGGCUCUGGCUAAGUAGGGAGUUCAGGAGCACAGCUCUCCAAAUGGAGAUAUGAUCAGUAUGUGAAUAUUUACUGUGCCAUCUUGUGGCUGUUUAAAUUGAGGGGUGGGGGACAGGAGUCUUAACUAACAUUGGAGCUGAGGCAGCAAUCCUUGAAGCUCCAACAGUAGUUUUAUCAUGAGGCUGUGUUCUUGCCUUUUGAACUCUGCGCUGAGCUUUCUAUAUUUGGGUUUAAGAUAAGAUUGCUGCAUAAAAAGGGCACCCUGUUAAAAACAUGACUCCUGUUCGUAGCUCACAAAGUGCAAGGCAAUUAGAAGCUCCUUGGUCCUUAAACCCUGUUGCUAAACUUAAUCGCCUGAGCCUCUUGUGUCAUGUUUAAGAUGGCCGCCUGUAUCUCAGGGGACCUUCGCUGACUUGGGGACUCUCUUGAGUUGAAAGGUCCUAGUCUCGCCUAAGCCAGGUGUCUUUGA